AUGAUAAAAUAUAACCUUUCAAAACAAGGAAUUGGUACACUUAACGUAACUCGUGUGAAGAAAUCAUAUACAUUUGGAUAUCCAUGUAAUGAUUCAUUUUACGAAUGUACUCCAUACACAGUUACCUUAAAUCCAGGAGAUUACCAAAUCGAGGCAUGGGGUUCUGUUGGACACUUUCACGUUCAAUCAGAUCCUGCAAUUCCGGGUCUUGGUGGGUACACAUCAGGUGUUCUGAAAGUAAAUAACACAAUGAAUGUAUAUCUUUUUGUAGGAUCCACUGCUUUUUUUAAUCUCCUGAAACAAGAAGAUGAUCGAACAUUUUGGUUUGGAGGUGCAUCAUCCGAUAUCCGUUUGUAUGUCAAUGAAUCUUUUGAAUGGUCAGAUCCUUCAUCUCUCCGCUCACGUAUUAUGGUCUCUGGAGGCGGUGGAGGUGCCGAAUGGACUGGAUCAAUUGGCGGAAAUGCCGGUGGUCUUAUCGGUGGAUUUGGUCGUUCAGACUGUCAUACAUAUGGUUUUGAUUGUACAUCUGUGAACGCUGGAGGUGGUGCUCAAACCUUUGGUGGUUCUACGGCCAAAUCUGUGAUCUGGAUUUCUGGUAUUUCUGGUUUGUUUGGUAAAUCUCCUAUAAAUUAUGCGUAUAAGGAUAUGGGAGGUAUAGGAGGAAAUCUCUUAAUUUCACGGGUGCUGGUGGUGGUGGUAGUUCAUUCAUCUCAGGAUAUGAAGGAUGUGUUGCAUUGA
Messenger RNA from Trichomonas vaginalis G3, 738 nucleotides. RefSeq names its product glycine-rich protein family. Lineage: Eukaryota; Parabasalia; Trichomonadida; Trichomonadidae. The transcript has a single exon. The record is from RefSeq and is a predicted model, not a curated record. The coding region runs from base 1 to 738 and encodes 245 amino acids.